GACCACGUUCAGACACAACAAAAUAAAUGUUACACUUCGUGUGGAUUGUUUGGCAGGACCAGUGAGCAUUUUCUCAUCCUGAACGAUAGAGAGUACAGUCUCUACAGAGUAGUGUAGAGGAGAAGGCCUGACACAGUGACAGGGCCAAGACGAACAACAGUUACUAGUGACACAGCUAUUUGGUCACCCUUUGAGUAAAAUCUGAUCCGGCAAAAUAUUUUUCUUUUCCAAACCACUGAGGUGGUUGUCGCCUACAGUAGGGGCUAUGUAGUGCAAGAGUGAGUGUAUAAUCGUAUCAGGUAGUUUUGGAUCCGUCCACCAAAUCGAACAUGUUCUAGUCGAUUGACUCAUAGGCAGCCUUGCUGAGAGCUAGAACUACAGCCACUUCAGGCUACGAAGUAUUGGUGGUGACGUGGAAAAGUCAGAAUGCUAAGUGUCACUAGUGGCCAGCAACGAUGGCGUUUCGACACGUCGGCAAAAGUUCUGAUUCAGCUGCUGUUGUUCGUGUUAUAUGCUGGGACGUGUACGGCCACGAAUGUGAACACGUGGGUGGAUUGUGGCGACAAAGGUGAAGUGUUCGUUACAAAUACCUACAAAACCUGGGUUGCAGGUGAAGAGUUCUGUCAGACACUCGGCAGCCACCUGGUCAGUUCUCCUCAAGUUACAGCCUGCAAAGCUAUGCUAGUGGGACUACUUGGAGAGGAGGAAGUCCAUAUCAGCUACACAAGAUUGCUCGAUAAACUUCACUUUCGCGAUGUUGGGAAAAAUUUAAAAGUUUCUGACAACAUCGUUACUAUCCAUCAACGCUUGGAUGAUUGUUCCAGUCAAUAUCUUGGGGAUGAUUCACAGCCACAGGACGCCCAAUGCACGUCAAUGCGUCCUAUCGUUUGUGGCAGGAAUACCAAUACACAAGCAGCUUCUAUAGUGUGUGACUCACACAUGUAUACAUACCAUAGCAUCUCAUUCUCAGCAGAUCAUGCAAACCAGACGUGCUAUCAACAAUAUGGUGGUCGUCCAUUGUCUACAGACAUACAGCAACUCAGCUGUGCCUCAAAACUGCUGAACACAUCGCAAGUCUUGAAUGACAACAACCUCAGCUACAUACCGGUAUACACCAAUGUCAUGAGUGGGUCUCUUUGCACUACCUACCAACCAUCAACCAACACAGUAGGUCAAGGCUCCUGCACCACAGCACGUCCCACAAUCUGUGUGUCUUUCUACUGCAACGACAGCAACAACUUGGUAGCAGCACGUAAUGAAGACCGGUGUAUGUGUAGACCUGGUUAUAUCAGGACAUCCGCACACAGAUGUGAAUCCAUUGUCGACAAACUAAAUAUAAACGUUACUGGCGAAGGGCUUGGGAGUUCAAACGUCACUGUUUUCAGCUUGAUUGAUUCAGAGUGGAGGGUGCACAGUGUGUACGCACAGAAUACACUUUACCUGCUGGCUAAUCUCUCCUUACCUGAAGGGAGAUUUGCUAUCAGAUCUGCUGAGCGGAUCAUCUACACGUUUUCCGAAUCUAUUCAGGAAGCUGACACUGUUGCAGCAGAGCUGGCCAAGAAUCCCUCCCAAUUCCUCACCGUGAAUGCCAGCUCGAAUAAUAACGUUAUCCUGGUGCCCACAGCCCAUCUGCGCAGCUACCUGGUCAACUUAAGAGUUUGGUUUCGGCCGUACAAAGUCGAAUGCGUUGACAUUCCUGGUACAAGCCAGUCAGACACCUGUAGUUACAGUUUGUUUGUGGAGACACUCCUGUUCAAGGAUGGCCUAUACGAGUUUGCCCUGUCUCCACACAACUCUACAGUACCUGUUCUAUACAGAGUUCACCCAAGACAGACUACCAUUGUAACUCUGAUGCCCAGCAUGCCAGGUAACAGUGAUCGUAGUAGUGGCAUCACAGACACAAGUACAUCCAUCAACUCUACGCCAUCGGCCCGCUGUGAGAAUGGUACUGAUUCUACAAUAACUACAUCCCGGGUGAAGAAGGCGAUCAUUUAUUCCACUCUCGUAACAGCACUGUUAAUGACGGAGAUCUUUGCAGCCAUCACACUGAUAUACAUAACAUACCAGGCAAGAAGCUAGGUCUUUUUUCCUGUCGCAAUUCCUGCACUUUUGUUCUCUUUUUCUUUAUAUCCCCUUUUGCACAGUACUUCAUAAUAGUCACAAAUGUAAGAGUACUCCGUAAAUCUUUUGUUGUUUCAGUUGGUCUCAUUGCGAUUGUCAUAUUAUGGUAUAAAGUGAUAAGAUAAGUUGCUAAAAUAUCGCAUGUACUUCAUCAAUGGUAGUCCACGUCUCUUCAAAUUGAUAUGCAGAACAUUGUGCCUAUUGAUACAUUGAUACGUUCAUAGGAUAAUUUUAUUUUAUUUUAUAAAGUUUUGAUGUAAAGUGUAUUCCGGCUUCGGUUUGAAAAUCUUUAUUUUACAUUGCA
Sycon ciliatum is the source of this 2425-nucleotide messenger RNA. RefSeq lists its product as uncharacterized. Lineage: Eukaryota; Metazoa; Porifera; Calcarea; Leucosolenida; Sycettidae. The record is from RefSeq and is a predicted model, not a curated record. The coding region runs from base 427 to 2079 and encodes 550 amino acids. The transcript has 7 exons.